Molecule: messenger RNA, 591 nt
Organism: Lottia gigantea (owl limpet)
Lineage: Eukaryota; Metazoa; Mollusca; Gastropoda; Lottiidae
Exons: 3
Source: RefSeq, a predicted model, not a curated record
UUCACAGCUAAAAUUCCCACAAGAAGUAAGAAAGGAGAAUUAAUAUUUGAAGAUUAUCCAGAGCUCUGUCCUAAUAUGACACCUAAAGAAGUUUUACAAGCUGGUAGUUUUGGUGGAACCUAUUUCCGUCCUAUUAAAUCAUCUGUAACAGGUAAAGGUUAUACUGGUGUAUGGAAAGAAUUACCUAAAGAUUGGUUGGAAGGAUUGAAUAUAUCUAAACAGAUAUCAUCCACUACCUACCAUGAAGAUGUCAAUAAAUAUGGGGUCAAAUGUGGAGGAAGUUUAGAAAUGUGGGAAACUUCAGGUUGGAUUCAUAAACAAGAUCCAUAUGGCUGGUUUCAAUGGUUUUGUAGGUUUUAUCAGGGAAGACGAACAGCAGAUGAUGAGAGACAAAUUGGACGUUGGUUAAGAUGUGCAGGGAAAACAGGACGAUGGAAAAAUAACCUGAUAUCAAAGUGUGUCAACAGUGGAUGUGGUUAUGAUAAUUUUGGUGUAUCACCUGUUGUAAGACAGACAUUACAACACUGGGGUUAUACUCUUACUAAAGAGGACUUUGAGGCCAAUGCUAAAAGAUUGAAAAAGAAAUCUUGA